UAUCUAACUAACUAUCUAGCUACUGUAUCUAGCUAUCUAUCUGUAAACACAACAGUUGUUAUAUCCCAGAAUGCCCUGCGGGGAGGAAACGGACUGUAAACACAACAGUUGUUAUAUCCCAGAAUGCCCUGCGCGGGAGGAAACGGACUGUAAACACAACAGUUGUUAUAUCCCAGAAUGCCCUGCGCGGGAGGAAACGGACUGUAAACACAACAGUUGUAAUAUCCCAGAAUGCCCUGCGGGGGGAGGAAACGGACUGUAAACUCAACAGUUGUAAUAUCCCAGAAUGCCCUGCGGGGGGAGGAAACGGACUGUAAACUCAACAGUUGUUAUAUCCCAGAAUGCCCUGCGGGGGGAGGAAACGGACUGUAAACUCAACAGUUGUUAUAUCCCAGAAUGCCCUGCGGGGGGAGGAAACGGACUGUAAACACAACAGUUGUUAUCUAGAGCUCACUAGUAGCAACUAGCUGCUAUCUGACGUUACCAGGCCUUACUAUUCCUGGACCAUGUAGCAAAGUGGAUGCCGGUUAGAAGCCAAUUACUAGAGAUGGAUGCCUUUUUGGGAUCUCUGCAAGACCAUGACGUGAGCUCUGUCCUCACGUCCUGUGAGCCCGAGCUGCAGGAGCUGAUGAGACAAAUAGACAUCAUGGUGAACCAGAAGAGGACGGAGUGGGAGGCAGAGAUCCGUGCCAUGGAGCUGCGUCUGCACAGAGGAGAAGAGGAGCUCCUCUCAGCCAGAAACCUCAUAGACCAAAGGAACUCGGAGAUGUACAAAGUGACAGUGGCUAUAGUUUCACUGUUAGACCUGCAGAACACUGGCUGUCGGUUGUUGAAAGUGGUAGUGGAGAAAGAGCUGAUGCAGGCUGGGUUGCUCCGCAAGCAGCUAAAUGAGGUCCAGACAGGGAAGCAAGAGCUGGUCAUUAAAUAUGAGGAACAACUGCAGCGUGUCAAAGAUGAGUUGUCUAAGCUGAAACGCAGCUACCAGAAGCUUCAGAGUAAACAGCUGAAGGAGUCUCGUGAAGGAGCCAAGAGCCGAGAGGAGGACAGGACAGAGGUGACCCGCCUCAAUGGAAAGAUAGAGGAGUUCCGUCAGAGGUCAGCGGAGUGGGAGAACCAGAGGAUGCAGUACCAGAAGCAGGUGUCGUCCCUGGAGACCCAGAGGAAGGGUCUGGCAGAGCAGUUCACUAAUAUGAAGUCCCAGGGUGCAGCGUGGCUACAGGACCCAGGAGGAGAGCGUGCCGGGCAGGCAGAUCUGCAGAGGCUGAGGGGUCAGUUGGAGAGGGCCCAGGAUACACUGCACUCCCAGGAACUGGAGCUGGAACGACUCAGACACCUCCAGGAGCAGCUGAGGGGAGAGCCCAGGAGGGGACAGCAUGUGCUGACAGAGGAGAAGGAGGGGCAGAAGCAGCAGUUCUGUAAUGACCUGUCCAAGCUGACCAGGGCCCUGCAGGCUAAAGAAGAAGUCAUCCAGUCUCUAGAGGAGUGUCUAGGAGCCCAGGGGAGAGGUGGCUCAGGACUACAGCUCCUCAGACAGGACCUAGAGAAGACUACCACCAAGCUACACUCUGCCCAGGCCUGUGAGGUCCACCUGAAGACUGAACUGGCCAGACUCAGAGACAGACUGGAGACUAUGAGCAGACAGAGAGGAGAGUUGGUCACGAGAGAAACGGAGCUAAAGCAUAUCAAGGAAGAGAGGAGUCGCUCUGUGACUGAGGUGAAACGGCUGCGUGAGGAGCUGGCGAGGGCGGAGCAGACACGCUGCUGGGAGGUGGAGGGCAUGAGGAAGGAGGUGUCCCAGAUGACCAAUGAACUGCACCAGCGUGACAUCACCAUCGCCACCCUCAGUGGCUCCGCCUCCAGCGUGGAGCGCCAGCUAAGUGGCGAGGUGGAGAGGGCAGAGCGCCGGGCGGCUGAGCUUAAGGUGACUCAGGUGCAGCUGGAAACUCUGAAGAUUGAGAACCAACAUCUGAAUGAUCUGCUGGAGAGAGUGGAGUCGAGGUCUACUAUGAAAGGGGACCCUUGCCUGGCCUCUCUGAGAGAGAGCUAUGUAUCGUCUCUGAGUAGCUUGGAGCAGGAGAACAGGCAGAUGAGACAGGAGUUGGCGGAGGUGAGAGCUCGCCUGGAGGCCUCUACACAAACCUGGCAGGACAAGCUAGACAGAUCCCUGCUCCACAACCAGUCCAGGGCCGGUCCACGACAAACACAAGAUGGGAGUGAAGAGGAAAUGCAACAGAGACACAGAGAGGAGAUCUUAGCCAUGGAGGCCAGGAUGCAGGAGAACACCUCGCACUACGAAGAGGAGAUCCAGCGUCUCCUCCAACAGCUAGAGGCACUCUCCUCCUCCUCCCCUCACAGACACCACGGACAGACCCUGGACCUCAGGCCCGUCUCAGCCUCCUCUUCCUCCUCCUCGUCCUGUAGAGAAAGCAGACUAGCCCGGGGGACAGCCUCAGCCCUAGUCUGUGUUCCUAAUGGACCUGCACCUCUACCUGUCUCUGCACCUGGUGGUGCUGAGGGCCAGUUGUCCAAUUCAGAGGAGGCUCUACACCUGCAGGCCAGUCAAGACAUACUGAACAUGGAGCGCUGUGUGGCUUCCCCUGCUGGCUCGGUGGCUUCCCGGUACCUGGAGGAGGAGAACCUGCACUCCCAGGAGCUGCUCCAGAGACUAGACGCUCACAUCCAGGGCAUGAGACAGGACAAUGUCAGGACCGUUUCUAAAUACCUGGGCCAUCCAGACACCUCCCAACCUUAACCCUCCUGACCAACCAGACACCUCCCAACCUUAACCCUCCUGACCAUCCAGACGCCUCCUAACCUUAACCCUCCUGACCAUCCAGACACCUCCCAACCUUAACCCUCCUGACCAACCA
Oncorhynchus gorbuscha (pink salmon) is the source of this 2870-nucleotide messenger RNA. RefSeq names its product centrosomal protein 63 (gene cep63). The record is from RefSeq and is a predicted model, not a curated record. The coding region runs from base 521 to 2752 and encodes 743 amino acids. Gene Ontology annotation, cellular component: centriole. The transcript is spliced from 15 exons. Gene Ontology annotation, biological process: de novo centriole assembly involved in multi-ciliated epithelial cell differentiation; centriole replication. Lineage: Eukaryota; Metazoa; Chordata; Actinopteri; Salmoniformes; Salmonidae.